Molecule: messenger RNA, 1208 nt
Organism: Juglans microcarpa x Juglans regia
Lineage: Eukaryota; Viridiplantae; Streptophyta; Magnoliopsida; Fagales; Juglandaceae
Product: actin-depolymerizing factor
Exons: 3
Coding region: 495-926 (143 amino acids)
Biological process (GO): actin filament depolymerization
Cellular component (GO): cytoplasm; actin cytoskeleton
Molecular function (GO): actin filament binding
Source: RefSeq, a predicted model, not a curated record
AAAUAAAUUUUAUAAUCUCACAUAGAAUUUACGAGUUUAAUUUUCGUAGAAUUUAUCUAUGGACGAAGCAUUUCUCGGAAUAAAUUAAGAUCUUCAUCAAUUAUCUCAUCUAGGGAAAAAAAAUGAACAAUUAAAAAAAAAAAAAUCUUCACUUCCAUCAUCUGUUCAGUGAUUAUCCAUCAACAAUCACCAGUGUCACACAUCUGUGGCGACAAAAUCUAACAGCAAAGCAUGAUGGGGGGCUCCCAUUCUGUCCACCGGGUAAUUGCUGUCCUUUUUGGGAGGGAAAAGAAUAAAGAGUGACUGAAGCGGCGCUGUGCCUUUCUUUUCUUCAGCCUUAAAGCACGAAUCCUCCUCUUCUUUUCUCUUCUUUUCCCUGUUUGAAUUUCUUCGGUGGCUGCCUUUUCCCAUUCUCUCCUCUCCACACAGCCUCUUUGUCCUCUCUCUCUUUCUCUCUCUGUGUAUAUCUCCCUUCCAUAGCAAUCAAAGCGGCAAUGUCUUUCAGAGGGACAAAUGCUUCUUCUGGCAUGGGUGUUGCUGAGCUCAGUAAGUCCACAUUCCUCGAACUGCAGAGGAAGAAGGUGCACCGCUAUUUAAUUUUCAAGAUUGAUGAGAACAAAAAAGAGGUUGUGGUUGAAAAAACUGGUGGCCCGGCUGAGAGCUAUGAGGACUUCACUGCUGCUUUGCCAGAGAAUGAUUGCCGAUAUGCAGUUUAUGACUUCGACUUUGUGACUUCUGAGAACUGCCAGAAGAGCAAAAUAUUUUUUAUUGCAUGGUCUCCUGCUGUAUCCAGAAUCCGUGCUAAGAUGCUCUAUGCAACAUCAAAGGACAGGUUCAGAAGGGAGCUGGAUGGCAUCCAUUACGAGAUCCAGGCGACUGACCCAACUGAAAUGGAUCUUGAAGUCCUCAGAGACCGUGCAAACUGAGCAUUGGAUUCAAAAGGCUUUGUUAUCAGAGAACGCCAAGGGUUUUCUUUGGUGAUCGAAUGAAAUGCAAUUUCAUGCUGCAAUUAGAUGGACACAAAUUAAUAUAGCUUGACUAUUAAAUAAUUGUAAUUGCCACCUGGGAAGGCUGAUUGGGGGGCUCGUAGAUAAUGUACGGGGAAAUUUGGGCUUCCUUAUUGCCAUGAUGCUUCCCAGGUGAAUAUGGGUAUGUUCUGUGUAUUGAGAAUAUGACUGCAAUUUUACGAAUAUGUGGAUGUUGUACCA